Molecule: messenger RNA, 2890 nt
Organism: Leptopilina boulardi
Lineage: Eukaryota; Metazoa; Arthropoda; Insecta; Hymenoptera; Figitidae
Gene: eRF3
Product: eukaryotic peptide chain release factor GTP-binding subunit ERF3A
Exons: 7
Coding region: 222-2030 (602 amino acids)
Biological process (GO): translation; nuclear-transcribed mRNA catabolic process, deadenylation-dependent decay; translational termination
Cellular component (GO): translation release factor complex
Molecular function (GO): GTP binding; GTPase activity; translation release factor activity
Source: RefSeq, a predicted model, not a curated record
GUUCCGGCGAAGUGGUGUAGGGAAAUAGACAGACCACGGGGGCUACACGCGGAGUAGCGACACGCGUGUGCAAUAUAAGGGAAAAUAUCAUAAAUAGUUAUUUUUUUAAGCCUCUCCCAUUAAUUAGCGUGAACGUAUAGGGAAUCUAUAAUUGUUCUCGCGUGUUUUUUGUUAAAUAAAGUGCGGCAGUAUUGUCUGGGUGUGCCGAAACAGUGAUAAAUAUGGCGAACACCGUAGCACCGGACUCGUGGGAACAGCAGGCAGAUAGCGGAGAUACAACUGCCGCCCAGGAUAAAUCCAUCGAAAGCAAAUUCUCAACUCUUAACGUAAACGCAGCGGAAUUUGUGCCUUCUUUCUGCAUUAAUUCCACACCGCAGCAAAAUUCGCUUAGCGAUAGUCCCAGCGAUGCAGCAAUGACUGCCGUUGAUACUGCAGCCACUUCCAUGCCUCCCGAAACUUAUCACGGAACAGCAGCACCAGCAGUUCCACCUGAUCCGAUAAGCAUGCGAAUGGAGGAUCCACCAGCUGGAGGAGGAGCACCGCCUCCAGAAAUUACCAACACCGAACCAACAUUAAACACCAGUCCCGAACAUCAACCAGCUGAUUCCUGGGAGGAGGCUGCAGUUGAUGCAGAUCCUCUCUUAACUCCUGAAAACGAAGAGGCUGAUAUUGAAGAAGAGGAUGAAAUGGUUGUUAAAAUCCCAAAGAAAAAAUUAGUCAAAGUGGCGGAAGACACUAAAAGUAAAAAAGAACACGUGAAUGUCGUUUUUAUUGGUCAUGUUGACGCUGGAAAGUCAACAAUUGGAGGUCAAAUCAUGGCCCUCACGGGUAUGGUUGACAAGAGAACAUUGGAAAAAUAUGAAAGGGAAGCAAAAGAGAGAAGCAGAGAAACUUGGUAUCUAAGUUGGGCUCUUGAUACGAAUCAAGAGGAACGAGAAAAGGGAAAAACUGUUGAGGUCGGUAGAGCUUAUUUUGAAACCGAGAGAAAGCAUUUCACAAUUUUGGAUGCGCCAGGACACAAAAGUUUUGUACCAAACAUGAUUGGUGGAGCGGCGCAGGCGGAUCUUGCAGUUUUGGUAAUAUCCGCGCGAAAAGGUGAAUUUGAAACUGGUUUCGAUAGGGGCGGCCAAACAAGAGAGCACGCUAUGUUAGCUAAAACAGCCGGUGUUAAACAUUUGGUUGUUUUAGUCAAUAAAAUGGAUGACCCAACGGUAGAAUGGGAUGAAAUGAGAUACAACGAGUGUAGAGACAAAAUAUUACCUUACCUCCGUAAAUUAGGAUUUAAUCCGGCAAAAGAUUUAACCUUCAUGCCGGUCUCAGGUCAACUUGGUAUAGGUUUAAAGGAUUCGAUUCCCGAAAGUCUUUGCAAUUGGUAUCACGGACCGCCUUUCAUACCAUUUAUAGAUUCUCUACCGUCGCUCAAUCGAAAAAGUAAUGGACCAUUUAUAAUGCCCAUUGUUGAUAAAUACAAGGAUAUGGGUACAGUCGUCAUGGGCAAAGUAGAAGCUGGAGAGGCCAAAAAAGGACAAUCCUUGCUUGUUAUGCCAAAUAGGACGGCAGUAACCGUUGAUCAAUUGUGGUCGGAUGACGAAGAAGUGACAUCGGUUGGUCCAGGGGAAAAUGUAAAAAUCAAAUUAAAAGGCAUAGAAGAGGAAGACGUGAGUCCUGGUUUCGUUCUCUGCGAUAGUAAUAAUCCAAUCAAGACAGGCAAAGUCUUUGAUGCACAAGUAGUAAUUUUAGAACACAAAAGCAUAAUCUGUGCGGGAUACAGUGCUGUGAUGCAUAUUCACUGUGCCGCAGAAGAAGUCACUGUGAAAGCAUUGAUUUGUCUCGUGGACAAGAAAACUGGUGACAAGAGUAAAACGAGACCUAGGUUCGUCAAACAAGAUCAAGUGGCAAUAAUGCGAAUUGAAUGUGCGGGAGUUAUUUGCCUUGAAAAAUUCAAACUGUUUCAACAAAUGGGACGGUUCACCCUCAGGGAUGAAAAUAAAACUAUUGCCAUUGGCAAGGUGCUGAAAGUGGUCGAAUAAGUUUGCUCAAAGUCGACAGCUGAUCAAAAAAAAAAAUGGAUUUCAUAAUUAUGUGAAGAAGAAGGAGAAGAAAAGCAACGACAGCAUGCCGAACUUUACAUUACGCGUUAUUAUUCAAAUUAAAACAAAAAAAAAAAAAGGAUUAAUGAAUGAAAAUACGUGUGACACAUUGAGCAACUAUUUGAAAGAAACCUCAUGAACACAUGUACACAUUUAUGCGCGCGUUUGCACUUCCAUACACGAUUACACACCGGUUUAUACAUGAGACGUUUUUUCGAAAAAAAAAAAAAUAAAUAAAUAAAUAAAAAUAAACAGAGAGAUAUAAGGGAAUUAUAUAUAUAGAUAUAUACGAAGAAAAAAAAGCUAUAUAACAAUCUAAAUGCAAGCCAUUUUUGAUUACGACGAAGAGAAAUCAGUCGCUGAUUAUUGUCCAUGUUUUUUUUUUGUUUUUCUAGAAAAAAAAACAGAGGACACUCGAUUUCAGAUGUUAAGAUAUCGCGACAAACGGUUAAUGAUAAACUAGCAACAAAGUUUUUUCGACAAUGUGAAAGGGAUAUUUUUGUUCUGUAGAGAGAUAAUUGAGAUGAAUGAGAAAUAAUGCAUCUUGAAAAGAAAAAACACUUCAAGUGAAUUAUUAUUAUUAUUAUUGUAUUAUUAAUUAGUUAUCAUGAAAUUGGUGGAUAAUUGAAAAAAAAAAUAUGAGGGAGAGGUACCGACAAAGUUUCGAGUAAACACACAAUUAGUGUUACACGAUAAUUUAUCAACUUGGAAAUGAUUACUAUUAUUAUUAUUAUUAAUUAUUAUUAUUAUUAUUGUACUGUUUCUUAUUUUAUUGUCAUUAAAUGCAAAUCUACAGCAAG